UUGCAGCUUAUGAAAUAAGACGCAACACUUUCUAAACACAUUUUCUGUUGAAGAAUAAAAAUAAUCUCUGAAAUAAAAAUAAAAUAGUUGUAGUCGUGACAUCAUCACGGAGCGCCUGUUAAACUCUGAUUGACAGCAGACAGAAAUGUAAACCGUCACGUGCAGGUCUAUCUGUACCCGAAGGAAAACAACAACUUUAAUAAUAAACUACUGACGAAAAGCGGAAAACGCGCGCAUCGAUCCGAUGGAGACGCGCGUGGGAUCUCGAGCGUGCGCGUGCGUCGCGCUCCUGCUGUUCGCGUUGCACGCGAGUCUCGGUCACGAACACAUUAAACUACAGGAGGAUGAAGAGACAGCAGAAGAUGUGAAGUUCAGGACACAUGAGGAAGAUCAGCUGAAGUUCAGGACUCCUGAAGGAGAUGUGAGGGUCCAGGUGUCGGGUCGAGCUCUGGUUCCGGGAGUCAGAACGCAGGACUGGAUCGCUAAUGCUCGGGUUCUGCUGGACGGAGACACACAUGUGGGAUUCAUCAGAGAAGAUGGAGGAUUCUCAGUCAGUGACGUUCCGUCGGGAUCGUAUGUUCUGGAAAUCUCCUCUCCAACCUACAGAUUCCAGCCUGUGCGAGUCGACAUCACGGCGACCGGGAAGAUGAGGGCUCGUGUGGUCGACUACAUCAGAACAUCAGAGGUGAUCCGACUCCCGUACCCUCUCCAGAUGAGGAGCCUCGGCCUGCACUCGUACUUCAUCCCGCGGGAGACCUGGAUCUGGUCCGAUUUCCUCAUGAACCCGAUGGUUCUGAUGAUGGUUCUUCCUCUCCUCAUAGUCGUUCUCCUUCCCAAAGUCAUGAACUCCAGUGAUCCAGAGAUGAAGCGGGAGAUGGAGCAGUCGAUGAACAUGCUGAACUCGAACCAGGAUCUUCCUGACGUCUCGGAGAUCGUGACCCGCUUCUUCUCUCCGCCUAAAAGCCAUGGGAGAGGAGGGGGUGGAGCCAGGGCCACCAUGGGCGGGGCUCCAGGAGUGAGGGGCGGGGUUUCGGGUGUAAGGGGUGGGACUCCGAGGCGCAGAUCAAAGAUUAAUACGGCCGUGACAUCUAGCGAAUAAAAGGGCUAGUAUUUCAAUAUUUCAGAACACAAUAUUUCUGUCAGUCACACAUCUGUGUUUAUAUGUGAAUUAACCAAUCAUUAUACAAUCAUUCAAGCCACUCCGCCUACAUUGGUCACGUUACAAUAAAGUUCCACUAGUUAGCAAUACAACAGCAAUACGGAGAAAUACAUCUGUUACAGUGUUUAUUCGUCAUUUAUUAUUAACGGUUCAUCGUUUGUUCUUGUCCAUCAGUUAAUAUUAACAUGAACUAACAGUGAACAAUAUUUCUACAUCUUUGUUAAUCUGAACAUUUACCAAUACAUUUUUAGGAUCAAAAGUCUGAGAACUUACAUUAAAGGUAAUUUAUUGUGUAAAAAUGUUGCAGUUCUUGUUAGUUCUAUUAAUAAAUGAGAUCUGUAAAGUACUUUAUAAAAUUAUAAGGUAUUAUACAUGUUUAAAGAAAAAUGAAUAAAACUUUAAAUA
This is a messenger RNA of Pimephales promelas (fathead minnow), 1564 nucleotides long. It is a transcript of the gene emc7a, whose product is annotated as ER membrane protein complex subunit 7a. The record is from RefSeq and is a predicted model, not a curated record. Gene Ontology annotation, molecular function: carbohydrate binding. Gene Ontology annotation, cellular component: EMC complex. NCBI's taxonomy places the organism in Eukaryota, Metazoa, Chordata, Actinopteri, Cypriniformes, Leuciscidae.